AUGAAGAUCGCCACGUUCGCACUCCUUGUCGCUUUCUCCUUUCUCGAGCUCUUCUGUGCUCAAGGUACAGCUGCUCCUGCCGUGCAGCCGGCCUUCCAAUCCGGAAGAAUCCUCGAGCGACGAACUCGAGACUCGAAUGGUCGUAUUCUGCAGGGUAGUCCCGUUAGUAACGGUCUUGUUCUACAAGGCCAGCCCGCUGCAAGCGGCCGAGCACUGCUUCGGGUUCACACCAUUCCAAGCUGGUGGACAGCCUGGUCUCGACACCAAGGAUCGGCAUUUGUGACGCCCUUUGACGGUAAUAGACUCGUCUCGGAACGCCUGCUGGAACUUCGUCGGCAUGUGACCGUCAUGGAAGCUAUUCGAAACGCUGCUUUCCACGACCCUAUGUUGACUGCCGAGGACAAGGAGAAAAUCUCAGGCUCAUUCAACAACUGGAGCGAGAUAGAUAUCAACGAGCAUGAUCCGAAUGGUCUCAGCCGUGUUGGCUUGAGCUUCGAGCAAGACGUCAACAAGCUGGAAAAGCUGCGUGAAGUGCUGGGCAAUUUUGCUCCUUACUUCCGCCCGUGA
Messenger RNA from Sporisorium graminicola, 567 nucleotides. RefSeq lists its product as uncharacterized. The transcript is spliced from 2 exons. Lineage: Eukaryota; Fungi; Basidiomycota; Ustilaginomycetes; Ustilaginales; Ustilaginaceae. The coding region runs from base 1 to 567 and encodes 188 amino acids. The record is from RefSeq and is a predicted model, not a curated record.